AUCCUCCAUUACUCUCUAGAACCACCUCUCUUUGCUUUCUGCUUUUGAUUACUCUCUCCGCUCCAAUUUCGUUAUCGACGCCUUGGGUCAACCCGACCCGAAAAUAAAACCCCCAUACCCAAUUGAUAUGAUCCUAUCAAAACCGGGUCUUGUUUUUAACGAACUUGGAAAAAAAAGAAACGUUUCGACAAAGUUGAAGACUUGAAAAAGAAACGGGGCGUAGGUUGAUGCUGUUGCGGCUUCUUCUCUUUCACUCUCUGCUGCGUUAUCCUUCGUUGAGAUCAAAACCAGUGAACAAAACAAGGGUUUCUUACUGCUACUGCAAUAAUCUCUCUGCAUCCACGUUCAUGGCGUCUUCAGUAGUGGAUUGCAGCACACUGGUUUUAUGCGGUAAAUCAUUGGCAGAGAUAGAAGCUGCUAAAGCUGUUAAGAGCAGUAACACUCUCAAGCUCCCUGACAAUGAAGAAUUAUCAAUUGUUUUGCAAUCAGAAUUGGAUGGUGAAAAUGUUAUGAGAAGGUCCUUCAAUGUUGAUUCUUUCAUGAAUUCUCUUUGCACUGAUACAUUUGGCAGGCUUCUUGUUUGGUCGCCGCGGUUAGCUUCUACACAUGAUGUAGUUUCACACAACUUUUGUGAGCUUCCUAUUGGAUCAGUUUGUCUUGCUGAUGUUCAGACCAAGGGGCGAGGUCGGUCAAAGAAUGUCUGGGAGUCUCCGUUAGGUUGUCUCCUGUUUUCCUUUACUCUGCAAAUGGAGGACGGGCGAAUAGUUCCGUUGGUGCAGUAUGUGGUUUCCCUUGCUAUCACAGAAGCAGUGAAGGAUAUUUGCAACAAAAAUGGAUUACCCUCUGUUGACGUCAAAAUCAAGUGGCCAAAUGAUCUUUAUUUAAACGGCUUAAAAGUUGGCGGCAUUCUUUGCACCUCAACCUAUAAGUUGAAGAAGUUCAAUGUCAGUGCAGGUAUAGGCUUGAAUGUCAAUAACGAGAAGCCAACAACGUGCUUAAAUACAAAACUUAGAGAAUUGUCAGUGGAGGCUUACCGAUUUCAAAGAGAAGAUGUUCUGGCAACCUUUUUUAACAAAUUUGAGACAUUUUAUCAUCUAUUUAUCGAUCAAGGAUUUCAAAGCCUGGAGGAGCUAUAUUAUAAGACAUGGUUGCACAGUGGACAGAGAGUUAUUGUACAAGAAAAGAACGACGACAAUGUGGUCGAGCAUGUGGUAACUAUUCAGGGUUUGACAUCUUCAGGAUAUUUAUUGGCUGUUGGUGAUGAUAGUCAGUUGUGUGAGCUCCACCCUGAUGGUAAUAGCUUUGAUUUUUUCAAAGGACUUGUGAGGAGGAAACUUGAGUGAAGAAGCUUCCUUAAUGCAACUACUAUAACGCACUUUGUAUAUAUUACCAAGGUGUUUGUUGGUUUUAUAGCAAAUUUUUUUUCCAGUUAAUUAAAUUUUGUUUUAUCAUAUGUCAUUAGAAGUUUAGAGCCUUUUGUAUUGCAUCUGCGAAUUUCCUUCAAACUUGGUAGCUUUCAAAUAUGUUUGAUUGAACCAUGUGAACCAUCUAAUAAUUCAUAAUGUCAUCUUUAUGUGAAGAUGUCAUCAUGUGAAUA
Molecule: messenger RNA, 1597 nt
Organism: Arachis stenosperma
Lineage: Eukaryota; Viridiplantae; Streptophyta; Magnoliopsida; Fabales; Fabaceae
Product: biotin--protein ligase 2-like
Exons: 10
Coding region: 228-1343 (371 amino acids)
Biological process (GO): protein modification process
Cellular component (GO): cytoplasm
Molecular function (GO): biotin--[biotin carboxyl-carrier protein] ligase activity
Source: RefSeq, a predicted model, not a curated record